Messenger RNA from Microcebus murinus (gray mouse lemur), 3718 nucleotides. The record is from RefSeq and is a predicted model, not a curated record. NCBI's taxonomy places the organism in Eukaryota, Metazoa, Chordata, Mammalia, Primates, Cheirogaleidae.
GCGGCCGGGCUCCCGGCACAGGACGAGCAGGCGCUCGCUGAGGAGCCGCCGGAGCAGAGCAUCCCCACGGAGUCGCGCCGAGCCUGGGCAUGCAGGCGACGCCCCCCGAGGUCCGAGCGCCGCCGCGGAGUCCGUCGAGGGCGCACUUGCGGCGGGACGAGGGCCAGAGAGCGCGCGGGGCCGCGAGCGAGCCCUGCGCGAUGAGCGGCGAGGGCGGCUACAACUUCAGGCGGGUGGCGAUCCGGCGGAAGACCAGCCCUUCCUACCUGCAGUUUGGGGUCCCCCGGCCCUGGACUAGGUCCGUGUCGCACCUGGGAUGGGCUGAGUCAGCCACCUUGAGGAGCGAGGCGCCCGCGGCCGCCGCAGGCAGCAGUACCUGUCCAGAGGUCACUAUCGUUCCACUUUGUCCCACAAGCAGCACAACCACGCUGGUUGAUCAGAAUGUGUCUGACGAAGAGGCUCAGGGAAUAAAUGGGAAAGCGCCAGCGACUGCAAGUUCAAAGCCACAAGUGCCUCCAAAGCCAUUACACCUGCAGAAUUCACCUUCGUCCAAUAUACACCAAACCCCCAGGCAUAAAGCUUUACCUAGUGAAAAACCAAGGAUGGAGGAAGUUAAACCUGCCUCUGCUUCUUGUGUCUCAAAAGAAAAGCCCAGUAAGGUAUCAGACCUCAUCAGUCGCUUUGAAGGAGGCAGUGCAUUAUCAAAUUAUAGUGAUUUGAAGAAAGAUUCUGCUGUGAACUUACAUGCUCCUAGAACCCCAGGAAGGCACGGAUUGAUAACCACACCUCAACAAAAACCCCUCUCCCAGCACCCACCAUGGAAGCAGGAAAAUGACACAGACCAGACUCCGGGUGCAGAGACUUGCGUGGCCAACGGUAUAAUGGCGGCGCAAAGCCAGAUGGAAUGUGAGGAGGAUAAAGUAGAUGCCCCUCUUCAAACUUCGGAACCCUUGCUUGAUGCACACUUAGCGAAUGGACAAAGAGAUGAAACUGCUACAGUUCCUGAGUCACCCACCACAAAUGACUGUGAUGGCGAUGCUUCUGAUGGCAGCUGCAGGACUCCAAGCAUAGGCCCAGAGCUCCCCCUAGAAGGAGGGGCAGAAACAGAAGCCAAGGUCCUAGAUGGGGAGAAUGGAGAAAGCCCUCUGGAACUGGAACAGCUUGACCAGCACCAGGAGAUGAAGGAAACGAAUGAGCAAAAACUUCACAAAAUAGCCAAUGAACUCUUGCUUACAGAAAGAGCUUAUGUUAAUCGACUCGACCUCUUAGAUCAGGUAUUUUAUUGUAAACUAUUGGAAGAAGCAAACCGAGGUUCAUUUCCAGCAGAGAUGGUGAAUAAAAUCUUUUCAAAUAUUUCAUCAAUAAAUGCCUUCCAUAGUAAAUUCUUAUUGCCAGAGCUGGAGAAACGAAUGCAAGAAUGGGAAACCACUCCUAGAAUUGGAGACAUCCUUCAGAAAUUGGCACCAUUCCUUAAGAUGUAUGGAGAAUAUGUGAAGGGAUUUGAUAAUGCAAUGGAAUUGGUUAAAAACAUGACAGAACGUAGUCUGCAGUUCAAAGCAGUGGUUGAAGAAAUUCAGAAACAGAAAAUCUGUGGGAGCUUAACUUUGCAGCAUCACAUGCUAGAGCCUGUCCAGCGGAUUCCCCGGUAUGAGAUGCUCCUGAAGGACUACCUAAGGAAAUUGCCGUCCGACUCCCCAGACUGGAAUGAUGCUAAAAAAUCACUUGAAAUUAUAUCUACAGCAGCAAGCCAUUCUAAUAGUGCAAUAAGAAAAAUGGAGAACCUAAAGAAACUCUUAGAGAUUUAUGAAAUGUUGGGAGAAGAAGAAGACAUUGUAAACCCUUCAAAUGAACUAAUAAAAGAAGGACAGAUCCUCAAACUAGCUGCUCGGAACACAUCAGCACAAGAACGCUACCUUUUCUUAUUCAACAACAUGUUGCUGUACUGUGUGCCCAGAUUCAGCUUGGUGGGCUAUAAAUAUACAGUUCGAACCAGGGUUGGCAUCGAUGGGAUGAAAAUUGUGGAGACUCACAAUGAAGAAUAUCCACAUACUUUCCAGGUAUCUGGGAAGGAGAGAACAUUGGAACUCCAGGCCAGUUCUGAGCAAGACAAAGAAGAAUGGAUCAAGGCCCUUCAAGAGACCAUUGAUGCUUUUCAUCAAAGGCAUGAAACCUUCAGAAAUGCAAUUGCAAAAGAUAAUGACAUUCACUCAGAGGUUUCUACUGCUGAGCUAGGGAAAAGAGCCCCAAGAUGGAUCCGAGAUAACGAAGUGACAAUGUGUAUGAAAUGCAAAGAAUCUUUCAAUGCACUGACACGGAGGAGGCAUCAUUGUCGAGCAUGUGGACAUGUAAGUGAGAUUUCUUGGUCAUUAAGGUUGCUACGAACUAUUGAAUCAGCAGAAGUCUCUGGAAACAGUGUGGUGUGCAGCUUUCUUCAGUACAUGGAGAAGUCAAAACCUUGGCAGAAAGCUUGGUGUGUCAUCCCCAAGCAAGACCCUCUUGUACUGUACAUGUACGGCGCCCCUCAGGACGUCAGAGCCCAGGCCACCAUUCCACUGCUGGGCUAUGUUGUGGAUGACAUGCCACGGAGCGCAGACCUGCCCCACAGUUUCAAACUGACCCAGUCCAAGUCUGUGCACAGCUUUGCUGCAGACAGUGAGGAACUUAAGCAGAAGUGGCUGAAAAUCAUCUUUUUAGCUGUCACAGGUGAGACGCCAGAGGGUCUAAAUGAGCAUCCAGCCACCUUGGACGAUCAUCCUGAACCUAAGAGAAAAUCAGAAUGCUGAACUCCAGGACCAACCACGGUGUGGUGUCCAGACUUACAGCUCCAGACAUUCCCAGCUCUCCCUACUCAUAUCUUAGCACUUUAUGUUGAAAAAAUAGGCUCAUAAAUGCAUCUUUUGGGGACUAUUUUCCUAUGUUUAUGUACUCUUAGUGAAAUUAAUGUGCAGAGCCAUUCUACCGAUAAAGUUUUGAAAUGUGAAAAAUUGAGCAUUUUUUGAGCUAUUCCUUGAAUACAUACUUUUGUCUUGAAGAAAAUGUUAUCAAUUCAUUCUGUCAGCAUCAGGUUAGAGUGAGCACUUUCAUUUAAGAAAUCCUUUAAAGUCUUCUCUUUCACGUGUAGGACCUGUAACAGUUUAAAAGAUAUACCUCCAUGUUGCCAAAAUAGAUCCAUAGUGAAAAAUACAGGGACAGUUUAGACUAUAGUAUUAACUUAUUUAAUUUAGUUUAUAAAUCUCAAGCUGCAUAAAUGGUGUCUGUUCUUUUUAAAAGAAAGAAAAAAGACCAAUUGUUGGUGUUCAGAUUUUUGACUUAUUCAAAAAAGGUAAUACUUGUUUUUGUAGAAAUACUCUUAAGAAUACAAUAUCUUAAGUAUAUAGCAAUUAUGUGUAUAUAGUAUCAAAUAUAUAUAUACUAUCCAUGCUUUUCUCCUCAGCUUUAGGCUCACAUUCAUCUCUAAUUUAUUUUAUAAAUAUAAAGCAUGGUUUAUCUUUGAAGUGAGCAGUGUUCUAAGCUUAAGAAAUGUUUUUGGUGAUUUGUUUAACUGAUUGGCAUCUAAGGGUAUUGGUAUUUUUAUGAUAGGCAGUAAUUUAUAUGGCAUGGGAUAUAUUUGUGAAUUCCAACAGUACUUUUAACAUACCUUUUUUUUUGUUCUGUGCCUAUUUAAAACAGUGCCUCUCUUAGAAGGUGCUAUUAAUACCUAUUUAAAUAUGAGGGUUCA